Messenger RNA from Rhizophagus irregularis DAOM 181602=DAOM 197198, 966 nucleotides. RefSeq lists its product as uncharacterized. Gene Ontology annotation, cellular component: membrane. The record is from RefSeq and is a predicted model, not a curated record. Gene Ontology annotation, molecular function: chitin deacetylase activity. NCBI's taxonomy places the organism in Eukaryota, Fungi, Glomeromycota, Glomeromycetes, Glomerales, Glomeraceae. Gene Ontology annotation, biological process: carbohydrate metabolic process.
AUGAAGAUAGUUCUUAUUAUUACAAUCGUUCUUGCUACUUUUUGUGUGGUAAAAGCCUUACCCCAAGCUGCUUCGCCAGGUUCACCAGCUUCACCCCCUCAAAUUUCAAUUAAUGACUAUCCACCUGCUGAUGAAGUACCAGACACUAAUCACCCUCAAGUCCAAGCAUGGUUAAAAGAAAUAGAUCUAUCAAAUGUUCCAAACCUUCCAAUUUCAAAUGGUGGUGUAAUUAUUACUCAUCAAGCUCCUAAAUGUGAUCCUCCGACUGUAAUUAAACCAGAUCAAGGUUCUUGGACUUGCCAAAAAUUCACUGCAAAAGACGAUGUUAUAUUUUGUCCAAAUGUUGGUGAAUGGGGACUAACAUAUGACGACGGGCCAUCAGAGUCAACACCCAAGUUAUUAGCCAAUUUGAGUGAGCUUAAUAUUAAAGCUACAUUUUUUGUAAUAGGAAGCCAUGUUAUCAAUAAUCCACAAAUUCUCAAAUCUGCUUAUGAUUCUGGUCAUAAUAUCGCAGUACACACUUGGUCUCAUCCGGCACUUACCUCCCUUCCGAAUGAAACCAUCGUUGCUGAAUUAAAAUGGACUAUGAAGGCUAUUAAAGAAGUUAUUGGUGUUACUCCUCUAUAUAUGCGACCUCCAUACGGUGAUACUGAUAAUCGUGUUCGUGCUAUUGCUCAUGCUGUUGGUUUGAAAACCGUCAUUUGGACUCUAAAUUUCGAUAGUAAUGAUUGGGGUCUUACUUCCAACCCUCCUACUCAGACAGACGACUCUGUUCUAAAUACCUUUGAUUCUUGGAUGAAAAAUUUCACUACAAUGGGAAAUGGGUUCAUUUCUCUCGAACAUGAUUUUGCUCCAAAAACUGUUGACGUUGCAAUUCAAAUUAUUAAUAAAGCUGCUAAAGUACCAAAUUUGAAGAUUAUGACUGUACCUCAAUGUAUUGGUGAUAAUAACCCUUACUCAACUUAG